CGGGCUCUUGCCAUCCGCUUAAUAAUUCAUCAGGUCGGUCUCUGAGCUUUGAGCCUGCAGCGCUCACUAACUUUUCCCCCUCUAACUUUCGCAGCAGUCGUCUGUUUCAGCAUCUCUCCUUUUACACUUCAUACGGUUGGCACAGAGGCAGAGGAAAACAGGUUCAGGCACAUUAUGAGCAUCUUGUCUGUGUUUGUGCGUGUGUGUGAGAGUGUGUGAGGACAGGGGGUGAAAGGUGUGUGUGUUAUCUGGGAGUCCUGCUCAUCUCAUCCUUGAACUUGGAACCCAUUGUUAAAAGCGCAGCUCUUGUGGGACUGGACGAGUGAGAGGCGGCGUGAGAAGCACUCUGGAGGGCACGGAGAGACUCGUAUGGGACGUACGUCUCGUCUGGUGAAAGCAGUGUUUGGGCUGUUGUAGGGGCUGUCUGUGCCCCUUGGAUUCUCUCUCAUCAUGGCUGGCUGUACCAGCCGCUGCAGACAGGGGUUCCUAAAGCUCAUUCAGUCCCUUCAGAGGCUUGUCUCUGGAACCCUCAGCAAAGAUAAGGUAGAUGAUGAAUUAGAGAUGACAAUGGUCUGCCAUCGGCCGGAGGGUCUCGAGCAGCUUGAGGCGCAGACAAACUUCACCAAGCAAGAGCUACAAGUCCUUUACAGAGGCUUCAAAAAUGAGUGUCCAAGUGGAGUAGUGAAUGAGGAGACAUUUAAACACAUUUAUGCACAGUUUUUUCCACAUGGAGAUGCCAGUACAUAUGCACAUUAUCUCUUCAAUGCGUUUGACACCAGAAAUAAUGGAUCCAUAAAGUUUGAGGACUUUGUAAUGGGACUAUCUACUCUACUGCGGGGAACGGUCAGAGAGAAACUGGAAUGGACAUUUUAUCUCUAUGACAUUAACAGAGAUGGAUUUAUCAAUAAGGAGGAAAUGACAGAGAUAGUGAGGGCCAUCUAUGACAUGAUGGGGAAGUACACGUAUCCGGCUUUAAAGGGGGAUGUACCAAAGCAGCAUGUGGAUGCCUUCUUUGAGAAAAUGGACAAAAACAAAGAUGGAGUUGUGACAUUGGAGGAGUUUGUGCUUGCCUGUCAGGAGGAUGAAAACAUGAUGAGAUCCAUGCAGCUCUUUGAAAAUGUGAUGUAGAGAAGCUCCACCAGAAGAAGAAAAGAACCAAACAGAGACUGGGAAACAGAACGCAAUAGGGAUUUUACAUUUAAAUAUAUAUUUGUUAUAUUUCGCUGAACUGAGUUCUGGGGGAAUAUGAUGGGAUGAGAGGAAUGAGAGUCUGUGGGAUUUGUUUUUCUCUCUCUCUAUUCAAACCUUGUAACAUAUUCAGUGUUGUUUCUCGCUGGUGUUUUGGGAAAUUGCCAGCCAAGAAUCCACUUUGUUCCAGCCACAGAAGACUACAUAUGUUUGAAAUGCACUGUGCAUUUCCUGACUAGCGGGUGCUGAUGAUCAACAUCCUUCCUCCCUACGAAAAAAAGGAAAACCACUCGCAAUUGUUUUUCAUUUGCUGGAACCUAGAGCUCAGGACAUUUGGUGUACUGGAAGUGCAUCCAGGAGGAACUACAGCCUCCUUUGCUUGCUUUCUUUGGCAGAAAUGCUUGCAUGAGAAAAAAAAAACAGCAGAUGUGUUCCCAAUGAGUUGCUUGAAAAUAAUGCUGGCCUUCAAAAUAUUUAAUUUUAUGAUUUAUUCAUGAAUGACAUGAGGUUUAGAGGAUUCUUAAUUUGAUGUUGAUUCUGUCUUGUGUUCUCAGUGUUGUUUGUUAGUAAUUGCUGUUUCAAGUCUGCCUAAUGUAUGUCUAUCUGUUUCAGUACUUACUAAGCUGUUUUUGCCCAACAGAUCAUAGUAAAUAAGGUGGGACAGAAGUUAAGUGUGUGUGUGUGUGUGUGUGUGUGUGUGUGUGUGUGUGUGUGUGUGUGUGUGUGUGUGUGUGUGUGUGCGUGUUUGUCUAAGUAUGGAAGUAAGUGAGGAGUAUUAAGGAAACUACAAAAAUCACAACUGUAUUCAAACCCAACAAAUGACAAUCUAGUCCCUGGAUACCCUUCUGUCCCCAGAUACAUCUGUGUAGUUUAAAGAAGGACAAGACAAUGUUUGUAAAAAGGGGAAAAAUCCAGAUAAACCACAUGAAAUAAAGAAAAACUAUAAUUAUUUAUGGGUCAGGGUCGUAGGACAUAUAAGCUAUGUAUAUACUUGUAAGUAUGGUGCCACAUGAAGAAAUGUCAGAUACAAACUGUGAAAAUGAAGUAUUCUGUGCAAUUCAAAUCUCAGUUAAAACCGAUUAAAAAAUAAUUGUGGAAUAGCA
This is a messenger RNA of Carassius auratus (goldfish), 2291 nucleotides long. RefSeq names its product Kv channel-interacting protein 1-like. Gene Ontology annotation, molecular function: calcium ion binding; potassium channel regulator activity; transmembrane transporter binding. NCBI's taxonomy places the organism in Eukaryota, Metazoa, Chordata, Actinopteri, Cypriniformes, Cyprinidae. Bases 451 to 1128 code for a protein of 225 amino acids. Gene Ontology annotation, cellular component: voltage-gated potassium channel complex. The transcript has 8 exons. Gene Ontology annotation, biological process: regulation of potassium ion transmembrane transport. The record is from RefSeq and is a predicted model, not a curated record.